Molecule: messenger RNA, 960 nt
Organism: Trifolium pratense (red clover)
Lineage: Eukaryota; Viridiplantae; Streptophyta; Magnoliopsida; Fabales; Fabaceae
Exons: 2
Coding region: 95-778 (227 amino acids)
Source: RefSeq, a predicted model, not a curated record
UAUAUAUAAGCACAAGAACCAAAGCCAAAGCAUUCAUCAUCUGUAUCAACUCUGAAAAUCCUCUGCAACCCAAAAACAAAACCUUACAAGAACUAUGGCUUGUUGGUCUGCAGAAAAUGCCACAAAGGCCUAUCUUAGCACUUUGAAAAUGGGUCAUAAAGCUAAAGAACCAAAUGUAGCUGAAUUUAUAUCAGCACUAGCUGCAGGAAACAAUGCACAAAUGAUGAUUGUAGCAUGUGCUACAAAAGCAGAUUGUACAACACUAGCUUUAAUGGCUGCUGCUAAUCAAACUAGUGGACAAGUAAUUUGUAUUGUCCCUAAUCAUAAAGAUUUAAUUGCAUCCAAAAAAGCUUUAGGAGUUUCUUCUAAUCAAGUUCAAUUCAUGGUUGGAGAAGCACAAGAAGUGCUUAUGUUAGAACAAUUUGAAGCAGCUGAUUUUUUGCUUAUUGAUUGUAACAUUAAAAAUCAUGAAGAUAUUCUCAAAACAAUUCAAAAUGGUAGGUUUGAAAAUGGUGGUACAAUUGUUGUAGGGUAUAAUGCAUUUAGUUGUAAAGGGUCAUGGUUGUCAUCAUGUGGAUCAAAGACUCAACUUUUGCCUAUUGGAGAAGGACUUUUGGUCACAAGAUUUGGAAUGAAUGAUAAUAGUCCGAAGUAUGGAACAAGUAGAUCAAUGGGGAAGAUGAAAAGUCAUUGGGUUGUUAAGGUUGAUAAAUGCACAGGUGAGGAACAUGUGUUUAGGGUUAGACAUCCUCAUCAUGGGAAAGUUAUUCAAACUUAGAUUAAUUUUGUGGUUGAUCAUUUUGUACAAAUUAGUUAAAGAAGUUAAUUAGAUUCAGGGUUUUGAAUAGCAGUCGCAGUAACUGUUGGAUUAAUUGCUUCACAAUCUUUGAUUUUGUAAAGAAUCGUGGUUAAAUGCAGCAUCAGUUAUGGUCGUGUUGUGGUUUUGACAACAUCGAAAAA